CUUUAAAUAGCUUCACAUAUCCUCUGUGUUUUUCAUCUGAAGUUGAGAAAUCAAAAUUCACAAAAACAUCAGCAAAAGUUUCUUCAAGCAACGAAAUAUCAAAUCAGAUUCACUAAAAAUGUCGAUGAUUCCAAGCUUCUUCAACAACAACAGGCGUGGCAACAACAUCUUCGAUCCAUUCUCUCUUGACGUUUGGGAUCCAUUCAAAGAACUAACAUCAUCUUCACUUUCACGUGAAAACUCAGCGAUCGUGAACGCACGUGUGGACUGGAGAGAGACACCAGAAGCACACGUGUUUAAAGCUGACUUGCCUGGUCUGAAGAAAGAAGAAGUGAAAGUUGAGAUUGAGGAAGAUAGUGUUUUGAAGAUCAGUGGAGAGAGACACGUGGAGAAAGAAGAUAAGAAUGACACGUGGCACCGUGUGGAGAGAUCGAGUGGUCAGUUUACGAGGAGGUUUAGGUUACCGGAGAAUGUGAAGAUGGAUCAGGUUAAGGCUGCGAUGGAGAAUGGUGUUUUGACUGUUACUGUCCCUAAGGCUGAGACUAAGAAGGCUGAUGUCGCACCAGCAGGGUUCAGGUCUUUGGUGAAAGCCGAGAAAGGAAUAGAGGUUGCAAUUGAAGAAGCUCGAGAACUAAUUAUGUUUCUUGAGAAGGAAGUCACCGGAAAAGAUUUCUAUGGAGGCAAGACAAUUGGUUUCUUGGACAUGGUUGUCGGAAGUAUGAUUCCGUUUUGUGGAGUUCGAGCAUGGGAAUUUAUGGGUAUUGAUAUGAUUCCAGAGGAGAAGUUUCCGGAAUUAAAUAGAUGGAUUAAGAAGUUGAAUGAGAUCCUAACACUAGGGUUUAGGUCCCUGGUAAAAGCAGAGAAAGGAAGAGAGGUUGCUAUUGAAGAGACUAGGGAAAUGCUUACGUUUCUUGAGAAGGAAGUCACUGGAAAGGAUUUCUUCGGCGGCAAGACACUCGGAUUCUUGGACAUGAUCGCAGGAAGUAUGAUCCCAUUUUGUCUAGCUAGACUUUGGGAAGGUAUGGGGAUUGAUAUGAUUCCAGGGGAGAAGUUUCCGGAAUUAAAUAGAUGGAUCAAGAAUUUGGAAGAAGUUGAGGCCGUGAGGGGAUGUAUUCCUCCAAGAGAUAAACAAAUUGAGCGCAUGACCAAGAUUGCAGAGACAAUUAGGUCUGCCUAAAUUAAAGAUACUUCUUGUAUCCGAAAAUAUUUGCUUUAUAUGCUUGCAUCGUUUUAUAUUGAAAUGUUUCGAAAUAGAGAUGGAAUGUAGCA
Messenger RNA from Arabidopsis arenosa, 1269 nucleotides. NCBI's taxonomy places the organism in Eukaryota, Viridiplantae, Streptophyta, Magnoliopsida, Brassicales, Brassicaceae. The record is from the annotation of a GenBank genome assembly.